AUGCGAAGAAACAAUCAAACCUCAAAAUUCAAACCAUUUCAAUUGCCAUCUUUGAGGCGGCCCACAAAUGCCGCCUCACCAUACAAGAGCAGUGGAGCCGGCACGAUGCAUCAGACACUGAUCAAUGACUCCCAACAACCACAAUCCAACAGCUCGUCCCUCUGUAAACCUUUCACUGACCUGAAAUCAUCAGCUCACGAUGAGGACGCUGAAUUGGAUGCUUUCGACCUGGAACUACUAGCCUCGGAUGAUAGAGAGGAGGUUACUAGAUCUACGCCGCUUCAAACCUCUCGUCAACCUGAUCUACAGGCACCUCAAUUCUCUCGUUUUUUUCAGCCAAGCUCGAGUAUCCCUUCUUCCCGCUGGAAUGGAUCUAGUUCAUCGGAUCCUGUGUUAGGGCCUCCCUCGAGCCCACUGGCUUUGUUCCGUCAGAAGAAAGAUGGUAUGCGGAUGGGACAGCGAAAUCUUGAGACGAAUCGUGGCCCUUACAAUGACGGGACUAGUCAGAGCUCACCUCAGGAACUGAUCGCACAAGCGAGCCCCGAGGCUUUGACUGUCAAUAGACAACGUCAAAAUGUGUUUAGCAAUAUACCACCAUCUGUGCGGGGAAUCGUCCUCGUAUCAGUGAAUGACUUACCAGAGAACUACAGCUCGAUGUUUCCUUUCCCACUUUUCAAUGCCAUUCAAUCCAAAUCCUUCCACUCCGUCUACAACAGCAAUGAUAACAUCGUCCUAUCCGCACCAACCGGCAGCGGCAAGACAGUGGUGAUGGAAUUGGCCAUCUGCAGACUCCUGAAUACCCUCAAAGACGAACGCUUCAAAGUAGUCUACCAAGCACCUACAAAGUCCCUAUGCAGCGAGCGCUUCCGAGAUUGGCACUCCAAGUUCUCCAGCUUGAACCUCAAGUGCGCAGAACUGACCGGAGACACAGACCACAUGCAACUGCGUAACGCCCAGAGUAGCCAGAUUAUCAUCACGACGCCCGAGAAGUGGGAUAGCAUGACUCGGAAGUGGAAAGAUCAUAUGAAGUUGAUGCAGCUCGUGAAACUCUUUCUUAUUGACGAGGUGCAUAUUCUGAAGGAAACGCGAGGAGCUACGCUUGAGGCUGUAGUUUCUCGAAUGAAAAACAUCGGAUCGAAUGUGCGAUUUGUGGCGCUGAGUGCUACUGUUCCUAACUCCGAGGAUAUUGCUACCUGGCUUGGGAAGGAUGCGACAAAUCAGCAUGUUCCUGCGCACCGGGAAAAUUUCGGCGAGGAGUUUCGUCCCGUCACGCUGAAGAAGGUUGUCUAUGGGUAUGCGUCUAAGUUGAAUGACUUUGCAUUUGAUAAAGUCUGCGGUUCAAAGUUGCCUGAAGUGAUCGGAAUGCAUUCAUGCAAGAAACCCAUCCUGAUAUUCUGUUGCACACGGAAUUCAUCGCUCGCGACGGCGAAAGAAUUGGCUCGUCUUUUCACAUUGACAAAUCCACCCGCCAGGCUUUGGAAGGAACCCAAGAAGCGCCUCGAAGCUCAUAAUGACGACCUUAACGGGACACUUCCUGCUGGUGUAGCAUUUCACCACGCUGGUUUGGGUCCCGCUGACCGCCACACUGUUGAGACAGGGUUCAGAGAAGGGAAUAUCAACGUCAUAUGUUGCACGUCUACACUUGCAGUUGGAAUCAACCUGCCUUGCCACCUUGUCAUAAUCAAAAACACUGUCAGUUGGCAGGAUGGAGGGUGCAAGGAGUAUUCAGAUUUGGAGAUGAUGCAGAUGCUUGGUCGCGCGGGCCGACCCCAAUUCGACGACAGUGCCACAGCAGUCAUCCUCACCAGGAAGGAGCGUGUGGCCCACUACGAGAGACUGGUUCAGGGAUCCGAGAGUCUGGAGAGCUGCUUACAUUUAAACCUCAUUGAUCACCUCAACGCUGAGGUUGGCUUGGGAAACAUCACGGACGUCGAAUCGGCCGUGAAAUGGCUUGGUGGCACGUUCUUGUUUGUAAGGCUUCGUCGUAACCCGACGCAUUACAAGCUGAAGGAAGGGGCGAACCAAGAAGAUGAGGAUCAGCUGCUUCGCAGUAUCUGUGAGAAGGAUAUCAGUCUUCUUCGAAAUUGCGGUUUGGUCGAAGGCGAGAGCCUUUGUUCGACCCAGUUUGGCGAAGCUAUGGCUCGGUACUACAUCCAGUUUGAGACAAUGAAAGUUCUAUUGUCGCUGAAGCCAAAGGCAACAUUGUCCGAAAUUCUAAAUGUGAUCGCACAAGGUGAUGAAUUCCGCGAGAUCCGCCUCAAAGCCGGCGAGAAAUCACUGUACCGAGAGAUCAACCGUGACCCAGGGAUUCGUUUCCCUAUUAAGGUUGAUCUAGCCCUCCCGGCUCACAAGAUCUCACUACUUCUUCAAUCCGAGCUAGGAGCAAUUGAGUAUCCCGAUAACGACCAACUUCAAAAACACAAAUUCAGCUUCCAGCAAGACAAAAGUCUAGUCUUUGCACAUGUCAACCGACUAAUCCGCUGCUUACUCGACUGUCAAAUCUCCCGCGGUGACUCAAUUACGAUCCGUAAUGCCCUUGAACUCGCCCGAAGUUUUGGAGCGAAGGUCUGGGACCACUCGCCUCUCCAAAUGAAGCAGAUCGAGCAAGUGGGUGUUGUCACAGUUCGGAAGUUGGCUGCCGCUGGGAUCACCAGUAUUGAAGGAUUGGAAUGUGUCGAAGCUCAUCAGAUUGAGAUGGUUCUUAGCAAGAAUCCACCUUUCGGGUCAAAGUUACUCUCAAGAUUGAAGGAGUUCCCGAAAUUGAGGGUCUCUGUAAAGAUGCUUGGAAAGGAAGUGAAAGUUGACUGUGUCAAUGUCCGAUUCAAGGCUGAAGUCGCGUUCAUGAAUGACAAGAUCCCGACGUUCUUCCAACGUCAUCCAGUUUAUGUCUGUUGCUUGAUAGAGAGGUCUGAUGGUCAUAUGAUCGAUUUCAGACGCACAAGUGCGGCCAAGCUCCAAGAGAAACUAGAAAUUGAACUCAUCGCGGAAUUGACGAGUCCGCAGCAUGUCAUUGUGUGUCAUGUUAUGUGCGAUGAAAUCGCGGGGACAUCAAGACAAGCUGAGCUCAGACCUAAUCUGCCAUCUCACCUCUUUGCUGCUGUGCGAGAUAAGAAUACUAAUGCCCAAAAACUUGAAACCUCGAACCUACCUUCUCGUCACCCCAAGGGGAAUUUGAAUCCUAAAGACGCAGAGAAACCGAAGGCCAACACGUCUCGUCCCCACGGACGAGAUAUGACCAGCAUCAAGACCAAUUCUUGGCAGAUUGUGGACGAUUUUGAGGGCGAUGACUUGCAGCUCGAUGAUUUCCUCGUUGCGAAUAAACCCUGCGGCAAAGCAAAGGAAGCUACAAAGCUACAACCUCGACAGGUUAAUGAUUUUGAUGAUAUAGAUUGGUUUUCCAUUGAUGCGACUCCACCGAGCCCAGCCAAGGGAGCACCGAAGGUCUCAAAUCUCCGAGAAGACGACUGGGCGGUGGAUUUGGAUGAGCCGGAUGAUGAGUACGAACCAGUCAGACUUGCGAAUGGCAAAUGGGCUUGCAACCACAAAUGCAAAGAUAAAACGAGCUGCAAGCAUUUCUGCUGUCGCGAGGGGCUUGAGAAGCCACCGAAGCCGCCGAAGCGGACAAUUCCCACAACCCAAAAGGAAAGCGGUCUUAACCAACUGACUAUCUCCGCCAGUAUCAAAAAAGCAACUCCAACCAGCAAGUCGAAUCCGAGAAAUCAAGUUGCCAAACAACGUGUCACGGCGCCCAAGAAUGACACCUAUAUCUCAAAGGUGAAGAAGAUGUCGACGUGGCAGGGUGGAAAGAAGAACCCAAAUCGAGAGAGGUCUGUCCUCUCUGAGAGGGACAAGAACGUUCCUUCAUACAAGGGAAAGUUGGAAAAGAGUCUAGCAAAACCCCUCUCCAGUGAUUAUGGCGAUGAAAACUUCGAUGAUUUGCCAUCGCCAUCACGUCUUCUCAGGAGCAGAAGGUCAGGGUUUGCAACAUCAGUUUCUCCAGUGGUGGAUGGGCAGACGAAGAACAACAUUACAGAUGUUCCGGUCAUUGAAACGAAGCAUACAGACCCCGAGACCCAGCCUUCUGCUUUACUAUCCGCUACCCUUCAAAAAAACCAAACCAAGCUAAUAACUCCUAAAUACCAACCUGAAAUAAUUGAGAUCCCGGAUGACACACCACCAGGCUCAAUAAACAAAUAUUCUUCUGUCAAGCAGAGCACACUGCAGCUCUCCACAAAAGCAGACCAACCCACCCUGAAACGGAAGGCGAGUCAAGACGAAACCCGGACGGAACACAAGAAACGUCACGCUUCAAACUCUUUGAAUGAUGAACCUCCACUGAGCCUUAAGCAGCGUGAGCCUCCUAUUUCUCCCGCGUCUCCCGUUUCUCCCAUUACUGUGAUCGGCGGUCGGAUGGACUUGAACGCAACAUGGGACAACGAUGGAAUUGAUAUGCUUGAUGAGUUUAAGGAUAUUAUUAAGUUUAUUUAA
Penicillium hordei is the source of this 4488-nucleotide messenger RNA. RefSeq lists its product as uncharacterized. The transcript is spliced from 10 exons. NCBI's taxonomy places the organism in Eukaryota, Fungi, Ascomycota, Eurotiomycetes, Eurotiales, Aspergillaceae. Bases 1 to 4488 code for a protein of 1495 amino acids. Gene Ontology annotation, molecular function: nucleic acid binding; ATP binding. The record is from RefSeq and is a predicted model, not a curated record.